GGCCUCCCCAUAGGCUGCUUUUGAGGCUCCUGGGACCACAGCCCAGACGCAGGGUGGCUGGAAGGAAGUGAGAGGAGAACUCAGCCUGGGCCAGUUGGGUGAGACCCUCCGUCAUCCACUCCCCUGGACCACUGACGGCCAUGGCCGUGGCCCAGCAACUGCGGGCUGAGAGCGACUUUGAACAGCUUCCCGACGACGUCGCCAUCUCAGCCAACAUCGCCGACAUCGAGGAGAAGAGGGGCUUCAGCAGCCACUUUGUUUUCGUCAUCGAAGUGAAGACGAAAGGGGGAUCCAAGUACCUCAUCUAUCGCCGCUACCGCCAGUUCUAUGCCUUGCAGAGCAAGCUGGAGGAGCGGUACGGGCCAGAGAACAAGGCCAGCCCCUUCACCUGCAUCCUUCCCACCCUCCCAGCCAAAGUCUACAUGGGUGUGAAACAGGAGAUCGCUGAGAUGCGGAUACCUGCCCUCAAUGCCUACAUGAAGAGCCUGCUCAGCCUGCCCAUAUGGGUGCUGAUGGACGAGGAUGUCCGGAUCUUCUUCUACCAGUCGCCCUACGACUCAGAGCAGGUGCCCCAGGCGCUGCGCCGGCUCCGCCCACGCACCCGGAAAGUCAAGAGCGAGUCCCCACGAGAUGCUGGCUUAGACCGCAUGGCAGCUCCACGAGCAGAGGCGCUGUUUGACUUCACUGGGAACAGCAAACUGGAGCUGAACUUCAAAGCUGGAGAUGUGAUCUUCCUUCUCAGUCGGAUAAACAAGGACUGGCUGGAGGGCACUGUUCGGGGAGCCACCGGCAUCUUCCCACUGUCCUUCGUGAAGAUCCUCAAGGACUUCCCCGAAGAGGACGACCCCACCAACUGGCUGCGCUGCUAUUACUACGAGGACACCAUCAGCACCAUCAAGGACAUCGCGGUGGAGGAAGACCUCAGUAGCACUCCACUGUUCAAGGACCUGCUGGAGCUCAUGAGGCGGGAGUUCCAGAGGGAGGACAUUGCCCUAAAUUUCCGGGAUGCUGAUGGUGACCUGGUUCGGCUGCUCUCGGAUGAAGACGUGCGGCUCAUGGUGAGACAGGCCCAAGCUCUCCCCUCCCAGAAGCGCCUCUUCCCCUGGAAGCUGCACGUCACCCAGAAGGACGACUACAAGCUCUACAACACAGUCCCCUGAGCCACUGAUGUUCCUGGGGCAGUGAAGGGACACCUGAAAAACAUCCAUUAAGAAAAAUCAAACAGACCUUGCAACGUCUGUUUAUAAAACAUCCAAUUGUUUGGCUUCUAACAUGUAACCUGACCAGAUAUACCGAGGGGCUCGGCUGCCACAAAACGAAUAGACCCCAGAUAGGACACACUCUUCAAAGAAUCAUAAGACUCACAAAAGUGGUGGGGUUCUCCAGUGACCCUCCCACACCCCACACCAUGAUCAGAGCUGGGGCCGGAAUCCAUUUGGCCCCAUUUUGGGGUUGUUCUGGAACGCAAAGGCAAACGUUGCUGUCAAAAUGCUGAGCCCUGGGGAGGCCAUGACGUGGGGGUUCUGGACCAGAGGCUCCAAUGUUUAGUCAAAACCCUGAGGGUGAGGGGUGAGGUGGCUCUGGGAAAGUGGCAUUCCUGGGUCCAAGCAGAAAAGUGUCCCUUUUAGAGUAGCAUGUCCCCAGUUUUGGAUGAUGUGAGUCACUCAGAUUAAGAUGAAGCAAAGGGCUCAUUGUCAAAAAGACCAAAUCUCUGUGAGUGAGAAUAGGCAGUGACAGCAAACAAUAGCUUUAGAGCCCCAGGGAUUGUUGAUCUUUGAAUUACAUGACUGAAAUGUUUAAAGAAAUAAAGAAUGAAAUCAUAACAAUGAAUGAGCUAUAGGUAGGUUUGCAAAAGAAU
Molecule: messenger RNA, 1858 nt
Organism: Rhinolophus ferrumequinum (greater horseshoe bat)
Lineage: Eukaryota; Metazoa; Chordata; Mammalia; Chiroptera; Rhinolophidae
Gene: NCF4
Product: neutrophil cytosolic factor 4
Exons: 10
Coding region: 141-1160 (339 amino acids)
Biological process (GO): respiratory burst; phagocytosis; superoxide anion generation
Cellular component (GO): NADPH oxidase complex
Molecular function (GO): superoxide-generating NADPH oxidase activator activity; protein binding; phosphatidylinositol binding
Source: RefSeq, a predicted model, not a curated record